Molecule: messenger RNA, 2017 nt
Organism: Paramecium octaurelia
Lineage: Eukaryota; Ciliophora; Oligohymenophorea; Peniculida; Parameciidae
Source: the annotation of a GenBank genome assembly
AAAAUGACAAGGGCAAUUAAUCUAAAAUUACAAGACAAAUUAAUUCUCAUCGAGAUGCCAAGUAAUGCAAAUUUGAGUGAUCUUUACAAAAGAGUAAUAAUGAAUUAAAGAGAUAGAUUAAAGAGCAUCCCUUGACUCCAAAUCCAAAUUAACUGAUCGGAUUAAAGACUGUAUCUGGGGCUUUGACUUUAGAUUAUAUUCUAUCGAGACCUGAAGACAGGAGUAAGAAAUAAUAACGAUUAGGUUCAUUUCCAUUAAAUAAAUUGAAGUAGAAUGAGUGGUUGAUAGGAAUUUACAAGUAAUAAACAGGAUAGUUAAGUUUGAAAGACUUUGUCUUUGAAAAAUGCAUAGGCAAAGGAGGAACGUCAGAAGUAUAUUUGAUAAGACAUAAAGGGAAUGCAAGACUCUAUGCGCUGAAAAUGAUAAAAAAGCAUUACAUUACAGAUUGUAGACGUUUGGAAUAGGUAUUGAGAGAAAAGAAAAUAUUAUCCAAUGUAUUAAAUUAAAGCCCAUUUAUUGUGCCAUUAUAUGCAACAUUUGCCACAAGAGAACAUUUGUGUUUCUUAAUGGAAUACAGUCCAGGAGGAGAGAUGUUCUUCCAUCUCUAAAAUUAUCGAUUUACAGAGGACGAAGCCAAGAAGUACUUUUGCGAAGUUAUUUGCACAUUGGAAGAGUUACAUAAACAUAAAGUGCUCUAUCGAGAUUUAAAGGUAUUAUUAAAAUUAAUUGUAACAGCCAGAAAAUAUCUUGAUUGAUAUUCGCGGUCACAUAUAAUUGACAGAUUUCGGUCUAUCUAAGUUGGACUUGAUGAAUGAAGACGUAACUCAUAGUUUUUGUGGUUCUCCAGAGUACAUGCCUCCAGAAAUAGUCAGGUAACUCUAUUGACUAUUUUAGUCGUUAAGGAUAUUCAUAUCCUGCAGACUUCUACACAUUAGGCUGCCUAUUACAUGAGUUGCUUUUGGGAUUGCCACCACAUUACUCUUAAAACACUGACGAGAUCUUUUAGAAGAUAAUUAAUGAGGAGUUAGAGUUGCCAGAAGACCUUACAGAAGAAGUUACAGAAUUGUUGAUUGAUUUAUUGGAAAAGGAUGUAAGCAAACGUAUCAAGGAUUUCAAAGUUUUAAAGAAGUAUUAAUGGUUAAGUGAUGUGAAUUGGGAAGCCAUAAAAAAUAAGCAAAUAGAAAUGCCUAUUGAGAUAGAUAUCUAUGAAACUCAUAUCCAUGGAGAAUUCUUAAAAGUAGAUGUGGCUGAAUUCAAUUAGAGAAAUGAAACUGGUGAUUUGAAACCCUAAGAUGAUUUGUUUGAGUUCUUCAAUUACAUUAACCCUUUACAUUAGGAUUAGUUCUUGUUAGAAUCAAAAUAACAGAAUGUUAAAAAUAGAGCAUCUAGUGAUUUGGUAGUGGAAAAGAAAUAAAAACUAGUGUUAAAUGAAAAACAAUCUAAUGUGAAUCCAAAUUAAUUCAAGAAGAGUAACUCAGUUAAGUAAUCUCUGAAAUCUGCCAGUUCUCCAAGAAUCAAUAAUCAGUUUUUUAAUAGUGGCCAUCAUAGUACUCAAAAUUCACCAAAGAAGCAUCUACAACUCAAUCUAUAGGAUAUUGACAAUCAAUUAAGUAUGAAAACCCCAAAAUAACCUAAAUCUUUAACUGGAACAACUCCAACAGCUGCUACAUUGGCUCUUUUGAGAAAAAGCUUUUAGACUCUUUUAAAGAAAGCUCCUUCAUUGAGGAAUCAGGAUAAUCACCCAACGUUGAGAACACUCCUCUCAGAAAGGUCUUUAAUGGAUAGGAACUAUAUUAAUCAUAUCAAUUAUAAUUAGAUUCAAAAAAUAAUGCAAUUAUAACAUAGCAGUCCUACAAAUAGGGAAAUAUCAUCAUAAAGACCACCUCAAUAAUUGCAGAAAAGAAUUUCAAGCACCUCCACUCAUCUUAAAUCCUAGUUAUCAUAAUUAUCACUCUUUACUUUAUCUUCGCAAAUCACUUAAAGAGGCAGCACCUCGCAUAGACCAAAACUUAAAUGA